AUGAGAAAAUGCCUUAGAGGUGUUCUGUACAGUGGCGGAAUUGGGAAAGAGACGAUCUUCAAUGAGUUUCAAUUUUCCACCAAAAUCAUAGUUUCAGGUCUUCUUCCAUCAGAAAUUGGAAUUACCAUACCUAUCAGCGACUGGGUUUUAAAAAUUGCACCACAAAACACCGAGAAAGUGGCAUUAUUACGGUUCAGCAAUUUGAAAAGCUGUUUUCUGAAUAUAUCCUUGCACGGGUAUGAGGGAAUUAAGGCACUAGAGACAAUGGAGGGUGACACUGGUUGUCGAAAUCCGACGUUGUUUUUGAUCAUUAUCGACUUCCUUGCCAAUAUAAGUUUGGGCCGGUAUUCGAAUCGGUUAAAACCGAAGUGCCAGGGGAUACGUAAGAGCGGAUUAUUAAGCCUUAAGGGUUACCUUUCACAGCUCAAAAUUAUAAAUUUAUGUACGGUUCAAGAGCAUCUAAAGGCUGAAAGAGUUGCACAUCAUGGGAAACGAUUUCAGAGGUCACAGAAGGAAAUGAGGAAAGGA
Messenger RNA from Loa loa (African eye worm), 528 nucleotides. RefSeq lists its product as hypothetical. The transcript has 4 exons. The annotation marks the transcript as partial. Lineage: Eukaryota; Metazoa; Nematoda; Chromadorea; Rhabditida; Onchocercidae. The record is from RefSeq and is a predicted model, not a curated record.